AUGAUUUAUAAAUGCGGAUUUUUACCACCGCUUGGCUAUGGAUCAUUCGGCGAUGCUUAUGGUUUACCGCCGAUAAUGGACAUGCCACCAAUGGGUAUUGGAAAUAUUGGUUCAUCAUCACUUUUAACACCAUCAGUUGACUGCAUUGAUCGAAGCGCCGAUUGUCCACUUUGGGCCAGCACCGGUCAGUGCCUAACUGCUGGAGGUCAUAUCGCUCGAUUAUGUCCACAGUCUUGUGGUACCUGUUUUGGCAAUGGCAGAUCCUAUAAUUUUGGCUAUGGUCUUAACGGUAUUGGAAGAUUUGGUUAUGGUUUAGGUUACAACUACAACAACGAUUAUCUGGGCUUAGGUCUUAAUUCUUAUGGUCUCGGUUCUGGGCUUUCUGAUGGCAGCAUCUUUGGUAGCAGUUUUUAUCCUGGUUUAGAUGGUUUUAGGCUACCUUAUUUAUCGUAUCCGUUGAAAUAUAAACAGUCUAAGAGUACGAGGUUGGACGAUCAAAAGAAGCCAAAAUCACCCUUUGAUUAA
Molecule: messenger RNA, 525 nt
Organism: Enterobius vermicularis (human pinworm)
Lineage: Eukaryota; Metazoa; Nematoda; Chromadorea; Rhabditida; Oxyuridae
Source: the annotation of a GenBank genome assembly